Molecule: messenger RNA, 4330 nt
Organism: Pristis pectinata (smalltooth sawfish)
Lineage: Eukaryota; Metazoa; Chordata; Chondrichthyes; Rhinopristiformes; Pristidae
Gene: nphp3
Product: nephronophthisis 3
Biological process (GO): determination of left/right symmetry; kidney development; convergent extension
Molecular function (GO): protein binding
Source: RefSeq, a predicted model, not a curated record
UGCGUCACGCUUGCCGCGUAACCAGGGGCAGCGGGAGUCGGGCCGGGCUGUCCAGGGGCGGGGGCCGGUAUCGGGCCCGUGGGCCAUUCUCUGGGCCUCGGCGCAUCAGGACGCUCGACUCCGCCGGAGUUGUAGCUGUGAACUGGAGAAACCAUGGGCUAAAUGUAUGUAAAUCUAUUGGCAAGAUGGGAACAGCAUCUUCACUGGUUGGUCCAAAUGAAGUAAUUGAAGACACUGAUGGUGGUGGUGGAGAAGCUUGUGAGAUUCCAGUGGAAGUCAAACCCAAGGCCAGGCUGCUGCGUAGCUCAUUUAGACGAGGUCCACGUGUAAUUGGUGCAAGCUUUAAAUCAACAGCUUCUGUUGACCUUGAAUAUGCUGCAGAAUAUGAGCGACUCAAGAAGGAAUAUGAAAUCUUUCGUGUCAGUAAAAAUAAUGAAAUUUCCUCCAUGCAGAAAAGGGAAACUAAGCUUGACAAGGAAAAUAAAAGGCUGAGGGCAGAGCUGCAGGCACUCCAGAAAACCUACCAGAAGAUACUUCGAGAGAAAGAAAGUGCACUUGAGGCAAAAUAUCAGGCCAUGGAAAGAGCUGCUACGUUUGAACAUGACAGGGAUAAAGUAAAAAGGCAGUUUAAGAUUUUUAGAGAAACCAAAGAGAAAGAGAUUCAAGACCUGUUACGAGCUAAACGCGAGUUGGAAGCAAAAUUCCAAAGGCUGCAGGCUCAGGGAAUUCAGGUGUUCGAUCCAGCCGAACUCUGACUCAGAUGACACCAUACCGAUGUCACGGCUACAGGCACUCAAUGUGAGUACUGGAGUGGUGGCGUCCUAGGAAGUGAGCCAUCAAUGGGCAGCAUGAUACAGCUUCAGCAAACGUUCCGAGGUCCAGAGUUUGCACAAAGUUCAAUCGAUGUAGAAGGACCUUUUGCUAAUGUUAACCGAGAUGAUUGGGAUGCUGCUGUUGCAAGUUUACUGCAAGUCACACCAUUUCUUCCUCGGACCCUUUGGAGCAAUACUGUGCGUUGUUAUCUUAUGAAUACUGCAGACACACAGCUGGAAGUAGACAUUUUUCUCCAUGAAUACCUACCAAAGCUGCAAACUAUUUGUGAGAGCCUUGGGCACUUUUUCAUAAUACAUUUCCCAGUGGAGAACUCAAAUCAAUGUGUAAUGGAAAGGAGGUGGGAAAUUGAGAAAAGUUCCUUGUGUCUUUUCUUCGUGGCUGCUGCUUUGCCCAGCUGUAUAGAAGAGGACUGUGAUGAAUGUUUCCUGAAGAAUGCUGAGACCAGACCUUUGGUAAUAUACCACAGACUGGUGGAGAGUGGUGGCAGUUCAGAGGCAACGCUCCAAUUGAUCAGCAAAGUUUCUGAUGCAAAUCAUUCCCAAAGAGCAAAGAUCAUUGAGCAUGAUGGAAAUGCAGAGGAGGGAGCAAAAAAAGUGUUUUCUCAAAUAGAAAAGAUAAUCAAACAGGAAUUAUUGGGUUGGGAAAGCACAGAUCUCGAAAACAAAGAUUCCGGAAUUGAAGAUGACUCCACUAACUGGGAAGAGGAAGACUUUGGAGAUGCAAUAUGGGACAUGCAUGAAGAACAGGAACAACUGGAAGCUUUUCAAGCUGCAAUUGAAUCAACCUGUGAACUGGGAUUUGAGAAGUAUUAUGAACGUCUGAAUGAUCUGGUGACGGCUCCUGCACCUAUACCUCCACUUCUUGUAUCAGGUGGUCCAGGCUCUGGAAAAUCCCUUUUGCUAUCUAAAUGGAUUGAACAUCAGCAGAAAUGUUCCCCAAGCACUUUAAUUUUAUAUCAUUUUGUGGGAAGGCCUUUAACCACCAGUUCUGAGCCGGCAUUAAUAAUUAAAAGACUCACUGUGAAGCUGUUGCAGCAUUCCUGGUCCGUGUCUGCCCUUACACUGGAUCCAAGUAAGUUACUGGAAGAGUUUCCUCGAUGGUUGGAGAAAUUAUCUGCACGCCACCAAGGCAGUAUCAUCAUUAUCAUUGACUCCAUUGACCAGAUUGAGCAAGCUGAACGACACAUGAAGUGGUUAAUUGAUCCAUUGCCUGUCAAUGUGAGAGUGAUUGUUUCUGUAAAUGUGGAAACUUGCCCCCAAGCCUGGAGGUUAUGGCCAACGCUUCACCUUGACCCACUGAGUCCGAAGGAUAUCAAGGCUCUGAUUAACAUGGAAUGCCAUCGUGCUGAUGUGAAACUAACUAGAGAGCAGGAGAAGAAGCUGGAGAAACAUUGUAGAUCUGCGACUACGUGCAAUGCCCUAUAUGUUACACUUCUGGCCAAAAUGAUCACAUGUGUCAAAGGCCUUGGAAAUGCAGACAGUAUUCUCCAACAAUGUUUUCAAUGUCAGGACACAGUGUCCUUGUAUAGGCUUGUGCUACAGUCUGUACAGCAACCUCUGCCUAGUGAUGGGGACAAACAGCUAAUGCAGGAGAUUCUGUGUCUAAUCUAUGUGAGUCACAAUGGUGUGAGUGAAGGUGAACUUCUGGAGAUUUACCCUGAACUUCAUUGGCCUACAUUGUCCUCUGUUCUUCAUAGCUUGCAGAGUACAUGUGUGCUAACACAGAGCUGUGGUCUGCUAAAGUUUCAGCAUCUUCAGGCAUGGGAAGCAGUGAGAUUGCAGUAUAUGGGAAAAAAAGAACUGGAUUCUGUUACAGUAUACAGAGAAAAACUGGUGCAAUAUUUUUCACAUCAGAUGAGUCAGGGCAAAGUAACUUGGCGUGGUGUGGAUGAACUUCCCUGGCUCUUCCAGCAACAGGGAGAUAAGCAAAAGCUGCACAGCUGUCUACUGAACCUCUUUGUCUCUCAGAAUCUGUACAAGAGAGGCCAUUUUGCAGAGCUGCUUUCUUAUUGGCAAUACGUGGGAAUGGAUAAAAAUUCCAUGGCUGCUGCUUACUUCGAGUCUUUAAAGCAGUAUGAGAAAAGCUGUGAAGGAGAGGACAUGAUUGUGCGGUUGGCAGAUCUUUACGAGACACUUGGACGCUUUUUGAAAGACUUGGGCCUUCUGAGUCAGGCUGUUGCACCAUUGCAACGUUCUCUGGAGAUCCGAGAGAGUGCAUUAGACCCAGAUCACCCCAGUGUUGCUCAGUCCUUGCAUCAGCUCGCAAGUGUGUAUGUACAGUGGAAGAAGUUUGGAAAUGCAGAGCAGCUGUACAAGCAGGCGUUAGAGAUCAGUGAGAAUGCCCAUGGGCCGGUGCAUCCCAGGGUGGCUCAGGAGCUCGAUGCUCUAGCCAUGCUGUAUCAAAAACAAAAUAAGUAUGAGCAAAUAGAACCAUUAAGAAAACGAUCCAUGAAGAUCAGACAAAAGAUUUCUAGACAAAAAGGGAACAUGCAUGGCUUUGCCAUUCUACGUCGUCGGGUCCUGCAGUUGGAAGAGCUUAGCCUUGGGGCCGAGUCUCCAGACACGGCUCGAACACUCAAUGAGCUGGGAGUGCUCUACUACCUUCAGAACAACUUGGAGACAGCAGAAGUCUUCUUUAAACGUUCCCUGGAAAUGAGGGAGCGGACUCUUGGUUGUGACCACCCUGACUGUGCACAGUCCUUGAAUAACCUGGCAGCCUUGUACAAUGAGAAGGAGGAGCAUGAGAAAGCCGAGGAGCUAUAUGAAAAGGCACUGGAGAUUCGCUGUCGGGCCCUGGCACCUGAUCAUCCCUCAGUGGCCUACACCGUCAAACAUCUCGCAGUGUUGUACAAAAAAAGAGGAAAAUUGGAGAAAGCCAUUCCAUUAUGUCAGCUGGCUGUUGAAAUUCGUCAAAAAUCCUUUGGUCCAAAGCACCCAAGUGUGGCAACUGCCCUGGUGAAUCUGGCUGUGCUGUAUUGUCAGUUGAAAAAGCACACAAAAGCUUUACCGCUAUAUGACCGUGCUUUGAAGAUCUAUGAGGACAGCUUGGGUCAUUGUCAUCCUCGAGUGGGAGAAACGCUAAAGAAUUUAGCAUUGCUAAGCUAUGAAGAGGCCAAUUUUGAGAAGGCAGCAGAAUUGUACAAGAGAGCAAUGGACAUCAAAGAAGCUGAGGCCUCGGUGGUUGGUGGAAAAGCUCUGUCACGGCAUUCGUCCAGUGGAGAUGCUUUCAGUUUAAAAAAUGCUUUGGCCUCUAAUCCUUAUCUGGAACUAGGGUUCAGGUGACCUGCAUCCAAAUUGGAUCACAAACUCUUGUGCUGUAGACUCAGUAUUUUUAAAGCUGUCAUGAGUACAGUCCAACUUGAAAUGGAUUUAUUUGAAAGUUUUGAGUGAAGAUUUCCAGGAAUCUGGACUAAUUAUAUUAGUUGUGUUAAAGAAAUGUUUUGGGGGAAAAAGAACUGUGAUCAAGCACUAAUGGUUCUGGCAUGUGGGGGGGGGGG